This is a messenger RNA of Cryptomeria japonica (Japanese cedar), 1054 nucleotides long. RefSeq lists its product as uncharacterized. The record is from RefSeq and is a predicted model, not a curated record. Bases 80 to 760 code for a protein of 226 amino acids. The transcript is spliced from 4 exons. NCBI's taxonomy places the organism in Eukaryota, Viridiplantae, Streptophyta, Pinopsida, Cupressales, Cupressaceae.
CUACACCACACUAUCGUAUACCCAUAAAACUUCAUUGGUCUACACGUCGCCAAGUGAUUCUACUGAACCUCUUACAAACAUGCCAUUAUCUACACGAGGUGGGUGUAAACUAAGUUUCACAGAACAAUUCCUCAUCAAAUGCACAGGGAAAAUGUUGUCAACUAUCGCAUCACCUUUAUCCUGCUGUAAUCUUCUCCACACAUCUAACUUCUCCACAGUUAGAGUUGAUAGUAAGCAUGGAGCAUUUACUCCAGCGAUUUCUAAAACAAAAAUUUAUAGGAAGGCCACUAAAUUACAUGGAAGACAGACGGUUGAUUGUGCUGCAAACACGAGCUCUACGAGGCCAUUCGAGAUAAGGAAUGGCACCCAAUUGGCAGGAUUGCAAUUUGUAGCAAUGGCUGCAUCCAUGGCUAUCCUGCUCUCAUCUGACCCAGCUCAAGCUGGAUUGCUAUCAGGAAGCUUAGGGUUGGAAUCUAUUCCUGGUCCUGAAUUACCACAAUUUGAUUUCCUGAAACGAAAAAGAGAGGAAAAUCAAAAGAAAUAUGAGGCAGAUGAUGCCAAAUUCAAAUCCUCUCCCUUGCUUCAAGAGCUGCUCAAACGUUCAAAAGAUAAUGCAGCCAGAAACAAAGAAGAAAUUCAAAACAAGUACUGUGAGCGAGGUGCUGAAUGGGGUGUGGGCGACUGCUCAACAAUAGGAAUGUCAAAAGAUGAAAGAGAAGCUUUUAUGGAGAUGCUGAGGCAAAAACGGGCCAACAAAUAGGUUCUCAUGAUAUGCUAUUUGAUCUAAUUAAUAUAGCUCAUUGUGAUUGAGUUCCAUAUCCAAUGACCUUAAGGCCUAUCUCAAACUCUGGUGCAGGGCCUGAAUUUUGUUUUACUGAAUCAAAUUCAUGAUUGCAUUGAAGGGCAGUAAAUCCAUAUUAUGAAUUUCCUUUAUUUUUUUAAGCUGGAAAACUUGAUAUCUCGUCUGUACUUUUUAUACUAAAAGACGACAGAAAGAUGCAAGUUGCUGUCUGUUAAUAAGCCUCAGUGAAAUAUACAUGUGAUGUUCAUAUUA